CGUCAGUGGUAAUUGGUCGGGACACACUCUCCCUGUCCUGCACGCCGAGCUCCUGUCUCAGUGUGUGUUGGCGUGGGGAGCUGAUGAGCGAUCUCUCCUGAAGCUCCGGCACUGCAGCACGGCAUCAUGGGGAACUCGCCCAGCAUGACUGUGGAGGAGCUGACCGCAUGCCACUCUCACAAGUGGUACCGGAAAUUCAUGACCGAGUGUCCGUCCGGUCAGCUCACGUUCUACGAGUUCAAGAAGUUCUUCGGGCUGAAGAAUCUGUCAGAGUCCUCAAACGAGUACGUCGAGACCAUGUUCAAGACGUUCGACAUAAACGACCUGAGGAUUGUGGGUAAUUGGAUCUGUGUUAAUACAGUAAACUCAGAUCAAACAGCAGCACUGCAGAAGGACGGCUGUAUAGAUUUCAUGGAGUACGUCGCUGCUCUGAGUUUGGUUCUGAAGGGCGGCGUUCAGCAGAAGCUGCGCUGGUACUUCAAACUUUUCGACAUGGACGGCAGCGGAUGCAUCGACCGUGACGAGCUGCUGCUGAUCUUCAAGGCCGUUCAAGCCAUUAACGGAUUAGAGCAGGAGAUUUCUGCUGAGGACUUGGCUGACAUGGUGUUUAACAAGAUUGAUGUUAAUGGAGACGGCGAGCUGUCUCUGGAUGAGUUCAUGGAGGGCAUCGAGGCGGACGAGGUUCUCACUGUGAUGUUGACCCAGAGCUUGGAUCUGACUCAUAUCGUCAGUAAUAUCCACAGCGAGACUGACUCUGAACAGCAGGUCAACUGACCCCAGACCAGCCUGAGAUCAGGGUGCCAAACAUGAUGAUGAAAGGAAGGGAAUCUGGACCGUUUCUGAACUCUGUUGAUUCAGCACUGACUGAAGAGGUUUAAACUCUUAACACAUCAGAUAGUAACAGUAUUAUUAACAGAAUAGUGUUCAUCUUAGCUGCACCACAGUUCAAAAGCCAGCAGAAUAAUUAUUUCCCUGUAAUCUCACAGAAUAACUGUGACUAGAGCAAAUGCUUUAUUUAAGUGCACUUCUGUCCAAUUAAAAUGUAAUUUUUAUUAAAUAAAACCUGUAAAAUGCAACAUUUCUUCGGUUCUAUCCACCUUAUUUUGCUAUGUGGACGUAAAUACAAUGACGUACCUCUUUCUAAUGUAAUAGACUUCCGUUUCGCAAGCCGAUAGGUAAGGAGCGAUGUAGUGGGAGCAUGCGCAAAACACAAUUAAACACCAUGAUAACACAGUGGGAGGAUGAAAUGAAGAAGUGGCCUGACGUAAGGACAUUUUCAUUUAUUUCGUGUUGUCGCUCGGAGACGGGUCUUUAGCAGCUCGGUUAACAAACGCCAUCUCUGCAUCUGCUGAGUUUGAGUUGCUUAUAACGUUCAUCUGGGAAUGCAAUGUGUGUCAUUUCACCAGAUUUGUAACAUAAAUCAUUUAUAAACCGAUGCCAACACAGGAGAACGCAUAUGUUUCUAAAUAUGCAAAUUGUUCAUCACGAUUCCAAAAUAAAAGUUUAAAGCCUC
Ctenopharyngodon idella (grass carp) is the source of this 1513-nucleotide messenger RNA. RefSeq names its product guanylyl cyclase-activating protein 1-like. Lineage: Eukaryota; Metazoa; Chordata; Actinopteri; Cypriniformes; Xenocyprididae. The transcript has 5 exons. Bases 127 to 774 code for a protein of 215 amino acids. Gene Ontology annotation, molecular function: calcium sensitive guanylate cyclase activator activity; calcium ion binding. The record is from RefSeq and is a predicted model, not a curated record. Gene Ontology annotation, cellular component: cone photoreceptor outer segment; photoreceptor inner segment. Gene Ontology annotation, biological process: positive regulation of guanylate cyclase activity; visual perception.